Porites lobata is the source of this 28238-nucleotide messenger RNA. The record is from the annotation of a GenBank genome assembly. NCBI's taxonomy places the organism in Eukaryota, Metazoa, Cnidaria, Anthozoa, Scleractinia, Poritidae.
AUGCGGAGACGCCACAAGCAAGGUAAAUCUUGUCCCUUCAGUGUCUUCUUGCUUAUCCUACAAGUGUUUGUUGUUUUGCUGUUUUAUCACGCGAUUGUGCUCGGUUGUGACUAAUUGUGUGCUGUCAUCGCGUGAACUCAAAUUUCAACUUGUCACACGCUGUAGAUUUCAGCCCGCGAGGUUUGCAGAUAAAUUUUCGUUAAAAUUCUGCAAAUUAGCGGCUGUAGCUUUGUUCUUUUAAUUUUCUAGGUGUUUUGUCGGCGCAUGGAAUGCGCUCGAUGUGGGAAUUUGUUUUUGUUUCCCAGUUCCUGCGGGUAUUCCAGGGGAAGUUUGGAUUCGUCAGCUUCACUGCCGAGGUGCGCGUUUUAAUGUAAAAACGAUAGUUUUAGCAAUAAAAUCAUCUAGGUUUGGACGCCCGCUUAAGUUGUCAUUUUGUUUUGCAGUUUUCCAUGAACGAGAAAUUUUAAACGAGAUUUGUUUUUUAUAUUUGUUGAUUAAACGUUCGCUCAAUUAUACAAGUUGACCGUUUGCUGUAUUUUUGAACGGUCGGGUUGUAAUCCUGCUGUUGAAUUGUGUUGACGGGUCGUCUUACUUUAACAGGAAUUAGAAAAUGCCUUCUUGGACUCUGAGAGCUUGACCCUGUUUGGAAUAUUCACAGAAUUGCUUCGAAUCCUACUUCCCAAACGGGAUGUAAAGUGGGUGAAGUAUAAACUUGAUAUAUUUGUGUGUUUUUCUUUAAUGACGGAAGCGUGUUACUAUUAUGGCGUUAUGAAAAACUCAGCUGAUUGGACUUGUUCGUAUUGUUCGUUUCUUGUUGAAGCAGUAAAUCAUUUUAAUUAUGCCACUCUUUUCUGCUUCGAAGGACAACGACCUGGCAAGAAGUCUUCAAAGAAGAACUCCAAAAUAGAUCGUCAGAACGGAGUCCCUUUGAUGAAGGAAAAAGCUACGAUGCAUUUAGGCCCGAGGAGAGAGUGAGUGACUUACUAACUUCCAUGUUGGGUUGUUGCGUCAACCAGCGAUGUGGUUGUCUAGUUUGGUGGCCUUUGGAGGUUUUGAUAUUGAUAAGCUAAAUACUGUUAACAGAUUUAAACCAAUCAUUUUCGCAAAUUGUGCUACAAAAUAUCGCUGAGUACCAGUAUUUUCUAAAUUAUUCCGCUUUUGAAGCGUUUCGCAAAUGGCGUUCGUGUCAAGGAUCCGAAACAGUUUACAUCCGCUUCUGCUAUCACUCUUAAUUCUUUGAGAUUAUUUUCAGCUGUAAUUCUCAUUUUAAGUUGGCAGUAACUUUUGCACAAGUCAGAGCUGUCCCUUGCGCUAAGGUCAAGUGGAAUGGAGAAAGAUAAUCCAUAAACUUCUUGCAAUUGGAUCCAAACGUAUGCGAAUGAAAUAAGCUCUAGCUUUGACUAUAGGUGGCCUUGAUGGCUAAACGAUAGCCUUUCGCGCUUUUAAUUUGUUAUUAAUUUCAUCCCACUCGUUGUCUGUUAUCCCACUCUGUCGUUAUGCCAUUGUUAACGUAUUGUCAGGACUGUUUUUAAUCUCAUUACAACUUUGGACUAUUGAAACAACUGUACUGUACAAAAAUCUGCUUGUUUGAUUUAUAGGGAGGAAAUUGUAAAAGAAAGGCGUUACCUACGUGAUAUUUUUCUGUAACAGUUAAGCUUAAUUGUUGUAAUUGUGAUUAUAGAUAGCAUCUUCAUGCACUUACAUCCACUUGCUGUAAGUUACUAAGACUGGAUUGUACAUUGAUUUUAUUGAUAGUUGUGAUCUGGUGACAUCCCCUUUAUACCAGGCUAAAAACGUUUUCAACGUAGAUGUAGCUAAAUUGGCUUUAAAAUUUAGUAACUGGCAUAAUAAGCGGACAGGGAACUCAUUUUUUACAUGCUGUUUCAGUUUCGUUAUAAACUUAUUACAAAUUCAUGUGGAUGCCAUCCAUGUGAAAUGUUUCUGAAGAAGUUGUGAUCACAAAUUUAGACUUUCCUCUGUCAGAAAUUUCAGUUACAAAGAAUGUGAAAGCACUGUAGUAGAUAUCUUAAUCCUACAGAAUCCAGGCUGGUAUUUACGUAAGUUACAGUAUGACGCUUUGCAUUUUUGUAUUUCACUAUUUAUAAAGUGCACUUCAAUAACUGCCAUUCCCUUUAGCUUGGUAGCCUGGCUGUAAAUUUUGAUCAAAUCAUUAAUUAAAUGCAAAUGAUAGACCUAGGGCACUUCCAUUCAACCAAAACGUCUGGUUUGAAUUUUUGUCAACUUGAAUGGAACAGCAUUUUUUAAAAUUUCCAAAAAAGAAGACAACCUUUGCAAGGUAUACCCAAAUUUUCGAAAAUUUUUACCCCGAAGUUUUCUUUCCAUUCAACUUUGCUCCUGGAAUUACUAGAAUUUUCUUUGAUGCUGUUUCCAAAUUUUCGAAAGUUUUGGUGGAAUAUAUGGAAAGCGCCACUGGAGUGCUUACCAUUUGUAUGGAAAAGCCAGUAAUUCUGGGGAGAACUCAGAUGGAAUGGUUCAUCCUGGCGGACGAAAAAUUUCAGUACUAUUUGUCCACAACUACCAGUGCCAGGCUAAUUCUGGGAAGACUGCAAUGUCCAAGAUGGACAGUUCAGGUGAUGAAACAUUGCAGGUCCAAAACCAUUAUUUUAUGAUGUGGCAGCUGUUCUAUUCUUGUUGCCAUUGUUAACAAACUUCUUGCAACUCAUCUGUACAUGUAGCACUCUAGAUGAGAAAGAUGUAAGGUUUUGGUCCUUGGUAUUUGUGUUUCAUUUUUUCAUUCAUGAUUCCUGUUGUUGAGCUUAAUGACACAGGAAAUCAGCUGCAUCUGAAACUUUUGAUCAAAUGAUAACUUUGAAUUUGUUCCAUGUUUCUUGGUGAGAAAAAGUGCAGUUCCGUUUGUCCAAAAAUGCACCAUAAAGUCCAUUCAAAUGGUAGGCACUCCUCUUUGGCUUGUUGUUUUGUUUUCCCAAUGUGUGAUUUUACACUGGAGAAUUGUUUCUCUGAUUCUUUUUUCUCAUUCAAGUGCACUGUUCCAAAAAUUGUUAAAACGACAAAGGGGUCAAAUUCCACUUAGAACUUCACAAGAUGUAUAUUAUAUUAGGAAAACAAAAUAAUAUGCAACCUUAAAAUAAGAGGUCUAUUUUGUGCUGCAAAUCACAUAGGCAUUCUCUGACAAAUAUAAUCUUAACUAAACUGAUUGUAUUAAUGGAGGGGGGUGAAUAGGGGUAUGCAAAUCGGCCAAUCCAUUAUGAUUUAUUAUCCAAAUCCGCCAUUAAAAUUUCAGCCUUAAUCUGAAAUCUGGACAACAAUAUAUGUUAAUAUUUUUAUUACACGUAAAGUCAAAAAUCUAGGCCCAAAAAACGGAUGAAUCCACAAUCUCUGCAGGAUCCAGAAAUCUGUGAAAAUCUCGCUUUAAAUCUGAAAUCUAGGCAAAAUAUUUUCAAAAUCCGCCGAUCCAUUGGCCUAUUCACCCCCUCCUAAUGCAAUGAAUUUACCAUAACAGACAGCAGCCAAUAUUGCUUACAUAUAUUAUUGACAAAUUAUUUAAGACUAAGUAUAUGUGGUCAAGAUAGCUGGAUAUUGGCCAAGCUCUUUAUUGCAUUUAAUUUCUGUGAACCAAGACAAAGUGGAGUUUCAUGACAUGGCCAAUAUACAGCUGCCAUCUUAAAAAAGAUGGCUAGUUAAACCUGUUGAGGUAGCCAGUCAGAACACAGGAUUUGCUUCAUCUUGGACCUUGCACGUCGACCUAGUCACAUAAUAAAAGAAGUAAAAAGAGAAAACCCCACUUCUAAUAAUGUUGAUUUUGCUCGUAUUAUGCAAAUACUUGUAAAGGUCAAACACUUUGCUCAAAUUCGUCAUUUCUCGAUGUACCCUAAACUUCAAUAACAGGCAUGUAAAUUAUUUCUUUCAGGAGCUAGAAAAUAGACAUAAAGAAGUAAUCAUUUAUCUUUGUUUCCCCAUAUCAUUUGUGCUAAUCUUAUAAAAAGCUGAUUUUUUGGCUCCAGUGAUAUUUUUUAUGCACUGUUCAGGGUUCUCAAUAGAUUUUUAAGUAGGAGGUGAUCACUGAUAAAGUAGGAGGCUCUUCAGCAAAGCCAGAGGUGUCAAAACAAAGCAAAGAAAAGCGACCUAAACACAAAGUAAGCGGCUAUAAAUCCCAAAGUAAGCGGCGAUCAAUCGCCGGGUGCCGCCUUCUAUUGAGAACCCUGCACUGUUGCCCUUUAUGCUGAUAAGAGGCCUAUUUUGGUACUGCAUGCUCCUCACUUGUGGUUUGUCUGAAGACUUAAUUGCAAUCCCUUUUGUAUCAUCUUAGUAUUAUUUAUUGCUAUGUUUUCCUCUUUGCAGAGGUUUCAGUAAGCACCAACAACCGACAAAAUGUUUGGUUACUUUAUGCUUAGAGAAGUGGGCUACUUUCCUUCCUUAAAAUUGAAUCUGGGAAUGAAUUAAAAAAGAAGAUUCUGUCAAAGCGUAAAUUACAAUUCAAUUUGAUGGAUGUAUUGAAUGCACUUUUACCUUAAUUUAAAAAAAAUGUCAAAAGAUUAGGUUUUAUUGCACCUUAAGUAUUCAUUCUGAUCAGUGGCUCAUUGGAUUGACUCAGUCUCACUCCUAUAAACUGCUCCACAGUUAUUUUGGAUUUAGUCACAUGGUAACUGUGAGAAAAUGUCUGGUUGCAGAGAGCAUAAAAGAUUGUCGCUCUUACUCUAGACUAGCUCAUGCUACUUUUGCAUUCUACUAAACUUAUAUUCAGAGUAUUUAACUUUGAGAGAUGUAAUAUUCAAAAUCCCCACCGUGAAUUUUUGGGAAAUCAAAAUCUACCAAGAUAUUUGCAAAGAAAUACAUGCUAUAGAUAUUUGCCUAUUGGAGGUGAUUUUUUUGGUGUACUGACAAACAAAAAUAAAGCAAGCAAAGGUUUAAGAAGGUUGUACAAUGUAAGUGGUUUUGAAUUGCAGACACUUGUGUCUUGUCUUCGAUAGGAUCAUAAUAAAACUUACUGCCGCCAGUAAUAAUGUAAUAGAUGCUUAAAAGGAAGCUUUAUUUAGCAGCUCAUAAAAAACAGGUGAUUUAAUUGAAGUGUCAUUAUUUCCUUUCAACAGAUUUUGCUUUUAAAGCAGUUGAUUGAUUAUCUGGCCGAAGGAGAAGAUAAGGAGUUGAAAGAGUUUGUUAAGGACUUCUUAAAUCCUAAUUCAUCGGUAAGUUCAGCGACAAGAAAGGAAUGUAGAUAUUAGAGUUUCUAGCUACAGACGAGAAAAGACAAGAUGUUGCAUCAUUUUACUGGCUCAGAGAUAGUAGUAGUAGCAGUAGUAGUAGUGAACUGUUAUUAUUAAUGUGUCAAGAAUCUCUAGCUCAUAGCACUAAUUGGUGACACGAGAUUUCGGAAAGUAGCUUAAUAAUUUGUACACUGUACACUUUCAAGUGUCAUAAUUGAACAUUUCAGAAGCUUUAUCAAACUUUAUACCACGGAUGGCUUUUCAGAAUUCCAAGGGCAAGGAGGGGGUUGCGGAGGUUCUUUGUCUUGGAAAUCUGAAGGCAUGAGGGGAUUCGCAAUUGGAAUUCUGCAGGCAUGGGGGAUUUUAGAUCUGGAAAUAUUUCCACCUGGGACAGACAAGAGUGUAUAAUAUUCCUUGAAAAUGCUUAUUUUGUGGACGUAAUCAGUUCAGAUUUGUGUGUUUCAAGGUUUGUUGCUUUUAAACUUCAGAGUUCGGGACAUGUGUUUUUGAAAAGCGCAGUUAGUUUUACCUCAGCUCUAAGUUUUUUAUCUUUUUUACAAUUAUUAAAACAUGGCAAGUGAAAUUGUUCCUAUAGAGCUUCCAAAUCCAGAAGAAACACAGAUAUGGGAGGGUGGCUGUUCCCUCCAACAUUUACUUUUGCAACUUCUGCUCGUUAUUGCUGCCUUUAUUUGACAAACACCAUGGAUGCUAUGGUAAUGGUUUGAUUGACAUCACAGCAAAACCCAAAAUGUUGAAAUGUUUUUGACUGUAAUGACAACGCAGGUUGAGGGUUCGCACAGUCUUGAAAAGUCCUUGGAUUCCAUUUUCCUUUGAAAAGUCCUUAAAUUUAAGUGCAAGUCCUUGAAAAGUGCUUGAAUUUUCUUCAACUUUGAAUGUAGUGGCGUGGAAAGUGUUUUUUGAUGCUUCAGGUUGUCCAAGACAGAAUAUAAAUCAUAGCUCAGAGAAUUUAAAGGUUAUUUACAUAAAAUGCUCAAUGUUUCAUGCAAUAAUUAAAUAGCAAGAAUUUAAGACAAGAAAACUGAAAAAUGUAGAGAAGUUGGUGAAGCAAACAGUUCAAGUGUUAAAGCCUUAUUAGAAUAGACUGGGAAUGUGCAUUUUUGUACAAUCUGUGAAAUUAUAUUCCUAUAGUAGGUGGUCCUUGAAAAUCUAAUGUGGUCCUUGAAAAGUCCUUGAAAAAUGGUUGCAAUUUUUGUAUGAACCCUGAGGUUGUGUGUUAUCCGAAACAGCUGUAACCUCUCUACAAAUAUUAAGUCCAUAAGAGCCACUAAGUUGCGUUCAAACUGUCAAAGAAACUUCUCCACAAUGACAUACUAACUGUACUUACUUACCUUGUUUUCUCAACAUUUUUGCUUUAGAUUUUCGUCUUCUCCUUUGUGGCAUAUUUUGGCUUUUUCAUUUAGGUUAAUUAACUAAAAAAAAUUUUUAAUUAAUAAAAAUGCUUUGUACCCUUUGUCCAAAAAAUUGGGUUCACCCUGCUGGCUCUGCCUUCGGAUAAGGGUUAGCUCUCUGUGUUUAUCCCUUGUAUCAGAGAUGCUUGACUCUAUUUUGAAUAGUCAAGGUCAGCCUUAACAUUUUCUUUUUCUUUCUUCAGAGAGUAAAACCUGUUGGUCGUGAUGCCAGUAAUAACAUUUAUUGGUAUUUUAAUGGUAAGUGGUGUCAUUUUCCAAACAAUUUAGGGCUUUGGUAAGUUUUUGGUACUCCCCCCUUUUAAAAGACCCAGGUUUAGGGACCUGUCAUUGAAAGGUUUAAUGGUUUUUAUUAAAUAUUAUUGCUUUACUAUUAAUAGAACUGGUUAUUGUACAUAAUGUAUUUUAAUGAUAUUAUUGUAUUGCAUAAAAUCUGCAAAGUUGUAAUAAACACUUUUAUUAUGUAAUUACUACAUGUAUAUACCUGAGAAAUUUACUACACCUAAAAGCAUGCAAAAGACAAGGGCGAAAGAGCCGCCUGGUUACCGACUCUCACCAAACUAUUUCCAAAAAUUCAAGCAGAUGCCUACUCCUGUUUGGGCACAAAAAAUGCUUUGUAUUAUUGUGCCCAAUUGGCGAACAGUUUCUCCUGAGUUCUUUUCGUGAGUUCGUACACAACAGCUAUUGUCUCAUAACACUUUCCCGGUGUGUUCACCAAGCUUGUGCGAGCAAGGGAAACUUUUACUUUCUACUUUCCUAACCAGAAGCAAAGGAACUACUGAUGAGUCGGAAAAACGUUUGGGAUGCUAUCAGCAAGAGCAAUCAAUUUGCCCCUAGAAUAUUCUGUUUUUGACAGAUCACAAUGUAUUGUGAAGUUAAGAUGCAGCGGCGAUGAGUAAUCAAAUAAGCACUAGCUUGAUAAGGCAAAACAAGAACUUGCACGUGCAUCACGCUUUUUUGUACAUUUCUUUGCCAUCAAUUUCACGUUCUGUGAAGGACGUAAACAAGCAAUGACAAAAUUCAUUCUCUUCAUGAACUUGGAUAAUUUGGUUGACAGAAAGUCAGCUCCAGAUCAAGAGUUUGCUUGCAUUUGACAAAGAAAGCGAGUUGGAAUAAUCACGAUAGAAACUGAAAAAAGGUGAAUUCACUUUUCCAUGCAACGUUUUCAUGGCUGUCAGCCAUCGUGGUAUCUUUUAAAAACUCCCUAAUAUUUACGCAAGAUGUGACUGAUGCAAGCAUGAAUGCCUGUUGUAAGCUGAAGCUUGUAUUUUUGGGAAAGUGUCUUUAGUUUUCGGGCAGACUAUUUUGAAAUCAGAUGGGGAUUUUAUAUCAAACUGAAAGUUUCCUGACUGUGUGCAUUUCUUUAGUGCGUGAGCAAGACAAGCCGUGAGCGAGACAAUAGCUUGCCGUCGAGUAUGAACACACGAAAAGAACUCAGGAGAUGUGUUCGUCGAUUGGGCACAAUAAUACAAAGCAUUUUUUGUGCCCAAUCAGGAGCCAGCAUCCGCUUGAUUUUUUGGAAAUGGUCUGGUGAGAGUCGGUACCCAGGGGCUAUUCCGUCCUUUCUUGAAAACUUUUGUCCCGCCUUUCCUCCUGACCUGACUGACUGUCCCUUGGACUCCGAGGAUGAUAUGUCAUCUUUCGCGUCAGGAAGCCUUAUUCUUUGUUGGGUCAUUGACCCGAGACCUGCUCUCAUCUGGAACACCAUCUGUUGAGGUUUUAGCUUGGUAAUAGGAGUAGUCUAGGUUUCCAGAAACAAAAAAAACUGAACACAACGUGUGAAUCACAUUGCAAAAAAGGUAUGAGUUCUACAUUCAAAGACGAGGUGAUGACGUGUCUGCGAUGACACAUUAUGACAUCAGAAUAAAUUAACAGCAGUGCAUAAAUAAACAGUUCAGUAACAAAGUCAUUUUCAAGACUGUCAUGCACUGGGAGAGUACCAACUGAUUAACAGCAUUUCAGUUGAAUAUUCAAUGAAACCAGUAGCAAGUUGUUCCUUACAGCAAACUUUUCUUAGUUUAAAACACUGUAGAUCUAUGUGAAACCUUUUUGUUCUAAAUGUAUGUAAUUUGUUUACAAAAUGAUUUGUCUCUGCAAAUUGCAACUAUUUUGAAUUUGUAGAAUUUAAUCAUCAAACGUGAGUUCUCCUUAUGUAGUAUAAGUGUAUUUUUUUUCUCCUGGAGCUGAAUUACUUUUUCCUCAUACCUGUCAUAGAUUCUGGGAAUAAAUAAAGUUGUUUUAAUUUGAUUUUAAUGUGUUUAUUUUCUUUCUUAUUAAAGUGGGAUCAUAGUUCACACAGAACUUUUAUAGAGUCUGAAAUAUUUUACAAUCUUAAAAUGAAGUGGAACAUUUUGCAUGCUUCAUUUAGUUUGCUUGCAAAAAUGCAGGGUUAUAUUUCUCUAAAAAAUAGUGCACUCAGACACUGUGUUGGAGUGUUAAAAUCCUGAUUCAAAUUACAAAAGCAGAACUAUUGAGUCUUUUUGUUAGCAGUCAAUCCUUCUUUUCUUGUUUUUUGUGUUUUUUUCUUCUGCUUUUCUUGUUAUUUGUUCAGAGAUAUUUUUUAAGCCAUUGUUUGCUCUUGCCAAACACUCUGUGAACAGGCUUUUGUCAUGGAAAUUUGUCAUGCAUUUGAGCAAUCCAAUUUGCAUACAGUUGGGCCUUUGGGAGGCUUUGUUGAUAUUGUAGCUUCCAAUGAAAGGAAGCGCAUCCCUAUAGCAGGUGACGGGCCAGUGGAUGAUCCAAUCACUGAACUUGUUCCUCAAGAGUAGUCAGUGUUUACACACUAUUUUUUGCUCUGUUCCAAUAGUAUCAAAGCAGCCACAUUGUUCUUUGGGGUUGUUGACAAGAUUCAAAUUAAAAGUCCAUUGUAUGAGUACAAGGAGAAUACAAUUAGGCUAAGUCACAUGUCAGAACAAACAACAGAAAGGAAUAAAUGUUUCAUGUGGCUUGCAUGUUUUGCAUAUGUUUUAAAAAGUCGUUUUAAGGGAAGAAUUGAAGCUCAUGGCUUUUUCAGUUGGACUAUUUCCAAAGUGGUUUAUGGUUGCACUCUAAAAUGUAGGUAUUGUUAUCUUCUUCAAAAAUGAAAGUUCUUUUACUAUAUGUGUGGGUUAGAUUUGAUAGCUGAUUCUUGUUAAGCUUGUAUUUUGCUCUGCUGGCUUUGUAGUAGAAUAUAUAUUUUUAAUUUAGCAUAAUCUAAACUUAACUUGAUUUAGUAAGUUUGAGGACUUUUAGGCUCUGUGACUUGGCUGUCAGAAGGGACAUGCAAAAUGUGCUUGUAACAUGUGUGAAUGAGGACUGACAUGCUUUGUCUCAGCAUCAAAGGUCUUUCAGAAUUACAUCCUGGAAGAAGUUUGAAUAUUUAUAAAAGCCCCAGUAGUUUUGUGACCAGCCAAGCAUGAAUUGUUUACAUUGCUAGAACUUGCUCACUGAUGAAAUUCUUUCUGAGGAUUGUGUAGCAGAGAGUCAUGGUUGUUACGUUGGAAAUGCCUUGAGAAGCAAACUUAGUCUUUUUUGUUUACUGUUAAACUUAUUCUUUAUGGCAUUUACAGGCAUUCUGGUCUGAGUGCCUUUGUAGUGGAAUAUCUCUUGUUAAAAGUGGAUCAUCUUGUAAUUACUUAAAUACUCAAAGAUGUGACAGCAGUUUUGCUCUGCAAUAUAUAAUAAUCCUGUUUAAUAGUUCAAGAGGGUAUUUCCGGAACUUAGACAUCACAGCUCACAGAUAAACAUAUCAGACCAGUUUAAUAUGAAGUUGAUAUCCGUUUUUGUUAGUGUAGAGAAGUGAAGUUUCUCACCAUCCUAGACCAGCAUUAUCAUAAUCAUAAAUAUGCAUAAAACUCACAAAUUCUUAAGGAUGUGUUCUGUUGUUCAAGUUCUUUUUAGUUUCUGCUUACAUUAUUUUAUAAGGUCAUUUAGAGUAGUCAAAGUGAGACUAUUUCUGGAAUAAUCUUACCACCAUUGAAAGUGUUCUUGAUUACUCGCUUGUAAGAAUUAAAGUUAAAUCCUAGUCAUAAACUUAACAACAAUAAACAUAUUGAUUUACAAACAUUUGUAAAAAGUUUAUAUCUGUAUAGUGCAGUUAUGGUAGAUUAAAGUGCGACUUUUCUUGGAUUCUUAUCACUGGCUUUGUUUGGUACAAUUUUGUAAAUAAUUUUUCUUGCCAAAAAGCCUAAUACCACUCAGGGGAAAUCUCUGAUAUACUGGAAACACUGUGUCUCUAGUAAUCUCUCCAUAACGUUAACAUACAUGUUUGUCAUCAUGUAAUAUAGCGGGGGAUGGAAUACAUUAUAAUGUAACAUUACCCAGCUUAAUGCAUUAAACGAUAUUUUUAUCAAUCCUUACCCUGUAGUUAAUGAUGGCCAAUGAAAAGGAAGAUAAUACAAUUUCCAAAUUUCUUUCUGUUAAUCCAAAGAAAUGAAUAAUGCCCUGCAAAAGUUCACUGUCAAGGAGUUUUCAUUUAAGGCAGUGACAACUUAGGAUUUUGUCCAUAGAUUCAAAAGUAAGCUGAUGAGGUGAUCCAUUAAAAAAUAUAUAUCAAAAAGGGUCAAACUUUUUUCAGAAAAAAACCCCAGAGAUUUGUGGUAUAUAACCCUUCUUCAGUGUAUUUAAUGAAAACUGCUUCCUGACACUGAAGAAGGGUUAUGCACCUGAAAAGUCUGUUCAUCAGCUUACUAAGUACACUUCAUGCUUACCAUCUACCAUUCAUUUUAAAGUAAGCGUAAUGAAUCAUCCAGCAGUGAAGGGUUUAAGCUGACCAUUCAUUGAAGAAAGCAUAAUUUUGUUUAGCAAAUGUUUAUGGUCUUUUUGUUCAUAACACCUGAAAAUCUUAUUUUUCCAGAUUUAAGACUUUACCGUGAAGUUUUAGGAAAGAAGGGACGCCGAACAGGGUGAGUAUUUAUCUUUGUAAAAUAUCAACUUAAUCAAGACAUCAAGCUAGAUCUGGAUGAGGGAUCAAUAUAAUCCAAAAUCAGCCUGAUCUAUCUGUCUUUAGUUAGGAGUGGUUUUCAUGGAAUGGUUGUAAAAGUAAAACAAAUCAGUUGCAGAAACCACUCACUUAGUUUAAAUGCCAAUGUAUUAAGCACAACAGUACUAGUCUUGAGGACACCAUUUUAGCAUCUCUUACUGGAGAUGUGGAGAUGACCAUCUUGUGUAUACGUAGUCAUCCAAGCCACAUUGAGGACACUAUUUUAGCAUCUCUUACUGGAGAUGUGCAGAUGACCAUCUUGUGUAGUCAUCCGAGCCACACAAGGUCUAGUCAUUUGCAGGGCAAAGGCAAAAUCUUCAUUUCUCAGUUUUUUUUUUUUCAGACCCUGAAUAUUGGUCCGGUCCCAGGGAUCUUACCUGUGACCUCCUGCUGUCAAAUGCUUUAAAUCAUUUCUGCAAAGCAAAGUGAAACUUUAUGUAAACAAGUUGGCCCAUUGAUUCAGUAUUUUAUUAUCAGGUAUCUAUAAGGGCCCUGCAUCUAUAAUUUACAUUUAAAGGAUGAAAUUAAGUUCUUUAAAAGCUCAAGAUUACAAUAGGAAACCUAAAACUAAUGAACUAAUAAUUAUCAGUGUUUAAGUUCAAGAAGAGGGGUAUCGAGAGUGCUUGGGGGGUGGGGGAAGGGGCGGGGGGGCAAACACUGUCCUAUCCCAAAGAAAAAUCAGGUAAUACAGUACUGGAAUAAUGAAAGUAUUGACCAAAGGGCAAAAAUGCCACAUUCUGCAAUAUCAUGAUUUGUGAUUAAAAUAACGGAAAUCAAGCAUUAAAUAAUAAUCUAACUUUACAGGGCUGCAAACGCUCCUAGAUGCCCCUUGUUACUGUCAUACACAAACGAUCACUGUUGGGCAAAAACCUGGCAAAAUGUUAAAAUGGUCAGUGUAAGAUGUAGCCUGUAGCUCAUCGCCACUGAUGUCCCUCAGUGGUGAUGAGCAAGGAGAAACCAGGGGUGGCACUUGGGUAUUUUUUGGGUGGGUAUGUGCCGCCUGGGACUCCAAAUUGGCACCCCGUUCUAAAAAAAUUUCCCCUAAAAUUAAUACCCCAUGCUAGAAAAUUAUGGGCCAAUUUUUUAUACCCCAUUCUAGAAUUCACCCGAAAACUGAUACCCCGUUCUUGAAAUGGGCCAAUUUUUUAUACUCUGUUCUAGAAAGUUUGUAAAUUGAAAUAGCCCUGUUUUUAUAUAUAUUUUUAUAAGAUAUUUCUUUAUUUGUUCGACUUAUACAUCAAUUAAAUGCUUCUUCAUAAUCGUCCGGAGUACAUUUCCUGUUCAUGUGGAUACAAUGCGGUUAAUUAUGACGCAAAAUCUCUCACCAUGCAAAGAACCACGCUUGUAAGCUAACAAUUUCCCUUCUCCUCCCCCGUCCCUUUCUUUUGAGCCUGUCUCCAUCUCCCUCGGGUACAUUAUGGACUCGUUUCAGACUUGCGCGCCCCUAUUUAUCCAAGAUGGCAGAGUCAGCGCUCGCGGCUUGCGCCAAAAUACGCCCGCCCUGCAUGUUAAAACACAGGGUGCAACAAGAGUACAACGGUUUGCUUGCUAACACAUUGAACCAUAUUUUUAAAAGCAAUCUGUCCUUGAAUAAUUUCAAAUGGCUGCUUUAUACAAAACUGGAGCUUUUGUACGCUCGAAAUAUUAUACCCUGUUCUAGAAAACGCCUCUGAAAUGGAUACCCCAUUCUAAAUCAGGAGCUUCAAAAUCAAAACCCUAUUGGGCGGCACAUACCUGUAUAGAUAAUGGAUGGGAGUACCCCUUCCCCCCCCCCCGGGGGGGAGAAAUGUCUGACAUUUGCAUUUGUAAAAUGUAUCUACCUCUUAGAAAGCCUUCCUGUACAAACAUUUAGAGGAAAGAUCUUGUUCUUAUGCCUACUAUCAAAGUGAAAACUAUACUGGUUUGUUCCUGGGGACUGGAGCAAUACUCAAGUUCUCCAAAUAACUGAGGAAUGAAGGAGUACUGCCUUUGACCCGCAAAUGGCUCGGCCUUCCCAUGACUUGAAUGAGCACAUAGAAUGGCCGCUCCAUCUCCUGUAGGAGAUGUAAAUCGUCCAUUAUUAGUAACUGUGCGCUAAAUUCUUUAACACUCAAAUUAAGUGCGCUUUUUACUGAAAAGUAUAUGAAGUUUGAUGAAGACGAUGAUUUGUGUAAAGGCUGCAAGUUAUUUCAAUACAUUCACUUUAUUUUGGACUACCUAAAUCCGAUUUUUGUAUGGUAAACAAAUAUUACUUACUUUUCAUGUAAUUUUUGUCAUGAAGGAAAAAUAUUUAAGUUUUUUGGGGUGUGUCAAGUCUUAAAACCUUUUGGUCAAACAUUUUGUUCUCUUAUUUGAAAAUUCAAACUCCAGCUGCAGUUUCCAGAUCAGCAAUGUAUACGAUAUUAUUAUCUACCCAAAGUCAUAAAUGGAUAAUUAUUUAUAUUUCUCUAGCUGUGCAUGAUAAUUGCAAACAUGCUGUUUGAACAAAUUAAAGGCAGUAUAAAUAUACAUUAGAAUGUGAAUGUACAUAUCCACCAUAUUAUUUUGAUCUUUUAAAACUCUUAUUCAUUUAAGAAGCUACUGAUGCUCAUAAGCUUGUAGGAAGGAAAAAACUAUGAUCUGGAAAACAAUUGUGUUGUAAAGAGAAAAAUAUGGAAUAUUAGCAGUAUAGUAGUUACUUCUCCGAAUUUUAUUUUAACACUUUACUAUGCAAACAAACAAUGAUGAUGUUUAUGUUUGAUGGGAAUAGCUGUACCAUAUAUGGCAGGUUGUGUAUUAAAUUUCCAUUAUUGUGAUUUGCCAAGAAAGAGAAAUUAAAUAAACCAUGAAGCUGUUAUGUUAAUCAGCCUUUUCAACCAGCUGGUGGCUCCACAAAUACUAAGUGUAGUGCUGCCAUGUGAAGCAUAUUUAAUGAAGGUGUAUAACCUGAACACUGUUAAGUCCUCUCUUGUCUUUGGCACCUUUUGUUCAGAGGCUUAAAUUCAAUGAUCAAGACACCUCACCAGCAAUGGGUAUCAAAAAUGGUGUCUUCUUGAACUCAUAAAGUUUUGUUUUGGGUGAAAUUUUUCAGACGAAAAGUGGUUGCUGGGAGUUCUGAGUAGCUGAUGUGGUAUUUUACAUAUGUUUUGUUUUUCAGCUGGGAGACUGUGUGUAUAAAUUGCACCGACUGGGAAAACCUUCUGAGGUAAGAAAUUGUGAGGGUUUUUAAAGAGUUCUUGUUUAGCUGUUAUCGAGAACUGGUGAGGUUGUAAAAGUUCAAGCGAAGAUUAUUUUAAAAUGUAUCAGUAAAUGUAGUUAAUUGUUCGGUGUGCAAGUCAGUUUAUUCAUAACUGCUCAUGGUGUUCAUUCUUUCACUCACAUGUGUAGAGUAUGAUCACCCUCACUGUGUGAAUUUGUACUUUGAGUUGAAAUUGGGAUUUUUUUAAAGUCAAAAGUGUGAUGCAUCCAAGGCUGCAUUAAUGGUAGACUCUCUUCUCAAAGUAGAUCCCUGCCAAUCAUUUACCUCUUUUUGGACAGUAUUCAGAAAAGUUUAUUUUCACUGUGAAAUGUUGACUUGUAAGAGGAUUUAUAUUUGCUCUUAAAUGAAGAAAUUUGUUUUGUUUGCAACGUGCUGAAAAAGGAUGCUUUUUUGUCAGCGGUGGGUGCAUGUAGUUUUCUUGCUGUUCUUUAAGUAUGAUAGGUUGUCAAAAGCUAAUUUAUUCACCUCACAAGACCAAAUGGGAAUGUAUUUUAUAGCUGUCUUUAAGUACGAUGGCUUCAAAUAAUUUUUCUUUGGUUGAAAAAUUUAGCAGCCAGAUGAGUUUUUGUUUUCUUUUAUGGUCCUGAGAUUCGAUCAUUAUAAUCCAAACUGGAGAUAAAGGAAAACAUAAAUUUGCGUUCAACUAUGUUGGACAUUUUUAAGCUAACCAAUGAUUUAAUUAACAUUUUCACCUUCUUUGCACCUAAUCUGCCUAUAAUUGUCAUGAAUGUGUUUGCAAGCAGUUAACAUUUAAACAAAAUCUACUGGAAUUUGUGAUAUUUACUUUAACUCAGUGUAAUUGUGUACAUGUUAAUACAAUAAAAGAAGGACAUGGUAUUUUUUUUUAACUGCAGAAGGCAUGACCUACUUAGUAGUGUAUUGCUGCUAUUCAAUGAGUUAGCAUAUUUUACAAUACAUGACACCUGAUCCACUGUGAUUGAAUUGAAAAAUGAUCAACAAAUACUCAACGCUCCCAUUCAUACUAAUAUUUUUUUUAAAAGACAUGGUAUUUUCUCUGCAAAUUUUUGAGGUUUUAGCUAGCGAAGCAGAAAUUCAAGUGUGUUUGUUAAAGAUUUUAAAAAGAGAAAUUAAUUGACUAUGAUGAAACGUACGUCAUUGAUAUUAAAAAAAGUUGAAUUAGCAAAUAAGUAAUAACCAAUUCUAUGAAUAGAUGUGCCAUUAAAUUCUCUAUAACUAUCAAUUUCAAUUUUAUUGUCAUUAGAUGUAAUAAUAUAUUGUUAGAGUGGUUUUCGUUUGAGUGUCGUAAAACCAAAACCAAAGUAAUUACUCUGGCCAAUCACAUAGGACACAGACAAUACAUUGAACCAAUCAAAACUCGAAGUAAUUACAUGUGGCUGACGCAAAGCGUGGGAAAAUGCAUGCGAGCGCGUCACAAUUGGCUUUGGUUUUACUUCUGAUUGGAUGAAAAGGUGGCGCAAAUCUUUUAAGCCAAUCGCAUCGUGUAGAAAGUGCAAAACCAAUUACUUUUCGACACUCAAAUGAAAACCGCUCUAUAAUGAAACUAUUUACUAACAUUAGAAUUAUUAGAGGCAAACUUCCAUUUAUACUACUUCUGUAAUUAAGCAGCAGCCGCCUCUUAUAAGCAACCACCCAUCCAGAGCACCAAAAUUUCCCAGUCAGCGCCUUGUAUUUGGGAUCCAUGGUUUGGUUGAUUUUUAUGCAAUUAGCAAUUCCAGCUGUGCCCAUCCCAUGCCCCCCUCCCUUGGAUGGCAAAUUCUUGAGGGUGGGGACACUUGAGCUGCCAGUGGUGGGGACAAAGAAAGAGGGCGAAAGCCCUGUCCUUAACAACACUGCAGCAGUUUUAAGCGAUCAGUCAGUUGAUUAGUGCCACUUGAAGCAAACAAAAAGAUAUAACAAAGAAAUCUGACUAAUUUCAUAGCCAUUACAUGUUAUUUAGUGUGGUGGCAAAAUUCCAUGAAAGCAGUUGCAGCUGUAGUCAGGUUGAGAUCAAGUUAACUUUAUAAAAAAUACUAAUCUAAUGUUGUUCCUUAUGAACAUUUGGAGUGUAUUAGUACAUGUGCAGGUUUCUUUUGUUUAUCAAUUACCUGUUAGCACUUUUAGUGUUAUGUAUAUAUUUGUGUAUGUUAUAUUUGACUGACCAUAUUUAAGAUGUUAGUAAGCACUUGGUGCAGCAGAAAUGUAAACAGCUCAUUUUCUUAUGGGCUGCUGUCUACACACACAUUUUUCUCAUUUUCUACCAAUGGUCAUUUUAAUAACAAUAUGUAUCUAUAUGUAUGUGUAUGUCAGCUCUUCCUCUAUCUCCUUUAAAAAGCACUUAAGGCAUUUAUUAGUAAUAACUAUUAGUAUAUUAGGUAACAGCAUGAUUUGUAGUGAUAUUUGGCAUAAAUACCUUGACUGAUAUUUCGAAAUUGUUAUGCGUAAUUUCACGAGCUGUUAGGUGAGUGAAAUUUGGGACAAUGUCGAAAUAUCACAAGUGGUAUUGAUGCCAAAUAUCAUGUAAAAAUCAUGGUAUUAUUUGUUUAUACUACUACCCGCAGAGGUUUUGUAAUUUUCACAUGUAGGUAUUUCAAAUUAAGCUGAAAUACCACUGCUUUAAGGCAAUCAUUUCUCAUGUAGUAGUAUGAUAACAAAAAUCUGGAAGAAACUGUGUAAUAUUUAUUGUAAUAUUUUUUUAUAUUUUUUUAAAUUUCUUUAUUGUACUUUCCUUUUGUUAAAUAAUUGUCUCCAUUGUCAUAAUAUUUAUGUCAUCUGCGGGGUGCAAAAAAAAUCAGUUUUACAGCUUGCCAUUUGGGUGAGCUGUCGCUUAAGCAUGUACCAGCCUGAAAAAAAUUAAUGAGCAGCAGGAUUGAUUGCAGUUGCAUGGUCUUGAUAACUUAAAAUCCCCAAAAAACUUCACUUGCCCAUAUGCAUAAUUUGGGCAAGUUAAGAACAGAAUUCACUAGCCUGAUUGAAUAAUCCACUAGCCAGGGGGUAUCCACCACAGUUACAUGUACUUUCUUCGCAUGCUGCAUCUAAGAAAAAUUGUAACUAAGGAGGCCUUAUUAAAAUAAGCUAUAUAAUUAUAUAGUUUGCUUUAGGCCUCCUCACCAUUAUUUCUCUACACUAAUUUUGUGUCUUUGUUCUUGUUAUCAUUUAUCUGAGUGGCAAAUUAACAAAAUACAAAUAUGUAGAAAUGCAGGGUUGCCACAGUCAGGGAAAAGUCAGGGAGAAUAUUUGAUAUCUUCAAAGUCAGUGAAAUGUCACGGAAUUAUAAUAUUUUCAUUGCGCAUUAAAUCGGGUGAAAAGCAUAAAGAGUGUGAAAGUGAAGGCAGGUCGUAUUGAUGGUCUACCAAGAAAGUUGGAGCAAACGUAAUUAUUUUACAGAGGUCAGUGAAAAGUCAGAGAAUAUUUUAGUUUCUGAUGAGUUGCAACCCUGAAAUUUCAGUUAAUUUUAAUGUCUAAUUAAUGCAGCAAGGUAAGGAAAUGAACAUAAUUUAACUGUGUUUCACGGGUAUUUUAUUGAUGAUUUAUUUGUUUCAACAGUACCUUUCAGAAGAGUAGUAACAGUAAUGAGAAAAAGUUGUACAAAUACUUGAAGAAUGAGCUCUACCCAUCUGUGAUGCCAACAGUUAAGGUCAGCUAUAAUGAGUUUGUUUAAACAGCCAUUUUUUGUAGUUACGGGUUAUGCCUCUUUAAUCCAAAAGUAACUUCCCUGGCAGUUGCUGAAACAAUGGAUAGCGCUAUCCACCGUAUAAAUCAAUAUCCAGUGGAUAAGUAUUAGGAAAACCAAUUGCGCAAUCCAGUGGAUAGAGAUUUAUCCAAUGGGUAGUGUUACCCACCUUUUGAACAAUUACUGGGGCCAGGUAAAUUACUAAUCCAGUGGUCGACAAGUAUAAGCCAAACCAAUGGUGUUAUCCACUGGAGAGAGAUUUAUCCAGUGGUAGCACUAUCUACCUUUUGAGCUGUUCCCGUAUGGCAAACAUACCUGAAUUUCUGGCGUCUAAAAUUGAGAGCAUUCAAAAACGGGCUAUGCGUAUCAUUUUUGCUACGUGUAGUUGUGAUGAGGCAUUAUCUGGACUUUCUCUCACUACAUUAAAUGAGAGAAGAGUCCACUUGUGUCAGGUCUACAUUGCAAGAUUACAGAAUGAAAACCACCCGUUACACUUUAUUCUCCCUAAGCUUCUCCAUGAGCCCCCACGCCAAUGGAACUAGGCACCUGUCACACUGAUUUAUCAGUGUGACAGGUGCCUAGUUCCUUUGGAAAAAUGAAGCGCGGGAGGGAUGGGGGUAAAAGAAUGAUCCAAAGACUAAACAAAGAGAGUGCCCGCCAGGAAAACGUUGUACUAAGUACAUUGAGGUAAUGAAGCAAGGCCAACUGCACUUGAGCCAAAUGACUGACUGUUGACCACGCCCUCGCUCCUCAUUUUUAACUGUGUUAAAUAAAUUUAACUUCAUUAUAAUUAUUACAGUGGUAUCACAGGAAAUUAAUGGCUUAUCACGCUCAUGGCCUGAAAGUUCUAUAUCCACUACUUGAAAAAAUGUUGAGGAGAUGUGCACCCAGGAUAGCCACCUCUUCAUUCCCCUAUAAUUUUACUUCUAUUUAGAAGUAUAGCUGUUAUCUAGUAGUUCUAAAUGUGCUUUGUGAAUACUUGAAUUUUCAGGAAAAUGAGAAAGAAAAGAAACUGGAGACUGUAACGAAGGAGAGCCCCAUAAAGGCUCAUCACAAGGUAUAAAUUAUUUACAGGACUCAGCUAACACUGCUAUUUGAUAGCUGCCUUAUUAUGUCCUUGUUCAGUUAUGCUAUUGAAGUCUGGGCCUCAGGGUGCAAAGAAAAUCAUUUUUGCAGCUUGCCAUUUGGGCAAGCUGAAGCUAGCAUUUACUAGCCCAAACGUCAUUUCAACUAGCCCAAACGCUUUGUGACGAGCAAAAUUGAUUUCACAGUUCUUCUAUUUGAAUUCCUCCCAAAAAACAUCACUUGCCCAUUGGGCAAGUUAAGAACCGAAUUCACUAGCCUGAUGGCAAAAUCCACUAGCCCUGGGCUAUGGGACACUACUUUCUUUGCAUGCUGGGGCCUGUACUUAUGAUUGUAAAUACCUUUCUCAGAUACAUAGGUUUUUGAAGUGUGCAGUCAAAUAUGGCUAUACUGUUAAGUUCACUCCUAUAACUGAUUAAAUACUAGAAAGAGAUUUGGAGUUAUGGAAGAAGGUGACCAUUGACAAUCACUGUUUAAAUGAUCUUCCCCCCAUGAAGCGUAUGCGGAAUCUACGAGACAGGGUCAUGAUUAAGUUUUGUCACUUGUUAGGACUGAAAGGUUCAAGCGAUCACUGAGUGUGUAUAUGCUAAUUUAGUAUAUAUUAUUAUGCGAUUAUUGUGAAGUAUAUGAAAUAAUUCAUUUUUGAACUUUGGUUGUAGAUGAAAGUGAAGAAUGAUCAUCGCAGUAAAUUUUCCAAUUUAAGCAAUUGGAAAGAAGAAGCCUGAAAAAAAAUCAGGGCUUCAACGGGAUUCGAACCCGUGACCUCCGCGUUGCUGGUGCGUUGCUCUACCAACUGAGCUAUGAAGCCACACAUUGGGAGCGAGGUCAAUUUAUUGAGUUCAUAUCUCCCAUGAGGAGUGAAAUGAUGUGAAGUAUAUGAAAUAAUUCAUUUUUGAACUGCGGUUGUAGAUGAAAGUGAAGAAUGAUCAUCGCAGUAAAUUUUCCAAUUUAAGCAAUUGGAAAGAAGAAGCCUGAUUUUUUUUUCAGGCUUCUUCUUUCCAAUUGCUUAAAUUGGAAAAUUUACUGCGAUGAUCAUUCUUCACUUUUAUGCGAUUAUUGUUAACUCACAUGUACGCUUGUGGGUGUUAUUUUCAAUAUUAUUUUCAUCAUCAUCAUUAUAUUGAACAGAAAUACUGCUUAUCUUAAGUUAUUUAAGUAUGAUUAUUUAACAAUUAUUCCUCGAGCCUGAAUGGGCUCUGAGUCAAUAGCGGAGGAAUGGGCUAUAAACUCAGAGGCCAUGAGGGCGAGAGGAAUAAUUGUUCAAGUAAAAUCCGACUAGCUGGUCAAAAAUAUUGAGACAAAACAUAACUGCUGGUUGGUUAAAGCUAGACUUAAAUCCUUUUUUUGGCACCAAAAAGCCGGCACUUUUGCUACUAGUGGACUAUAACAUAUAGCCUAGUAGUAGCUCAACCAAUCAAUCUUAUCUCAGACUUUUUAAUAAACAACUUUAGGGAGCCAGGACGUUUCGAACCUGUGAAACCUAAGGUGUCCAAAAUCUUAAGUUUUGUAACCUGUAAGUAAUAGGAUAGGCCGCUGGAUACUGCGAAUAUACAGUCCAGAUAAACAUGAAGUUCAAACACAUCCCUCCUCCAACCUGCUGGGCUUGAAAGACAUUUGUACUAUUGACAAAGUCAGAUGAAAUUAAUUUACGGUCUUUCCAUGAGGCCGAGGCUAUCAGGCAACACUUUUUUGGUGCCCUGUAUUGGAACUAAAUAAUCUUACGUCUUAUCCUGCUAGUGUACAGUUGUACUAAAUCAUGAUCAACCUAUUUUUGUGUCACUUUUCCAGAUCUCUUCAGUUCUGUAUAUACCUGUAACUGCUGUAUUUAUUUAUUAUUUAUUAUUUGUGUAUUUAUUACAGGUAGCUUCCAAACGUAAAACAGAUAAAAAUGCUGUUUUGAAAAAAGAGGAAGAGAAGAAGGAAACAAAGGUAUAUUCUGUAGCUGAAAAAUACCAGUACAUGUGUGCAAAUUUAUUUAUUGAGGAAGCAGUGUGGGGACAUGGCUAGGGCUAGGGUUGUCCACAUUUUGCCAGCAUAAUUUUGAGCAUAAUAGUGAGGCAAAAGAAUUGAGCAUUGUUGUGGAAUAAAUUUGUAACUUGUCAAAACGUUGCCAAACAGUAAGAUUUCCAUGUGAGAUACCAGCUUGUGUAACAAUUUUAAGACCAGGCCUGGUUAGAAAUUUUUUAAAAGCAAGUUCCAAUUCUGCAACAUUUGUCAGCGGACUCCUUAGAUGAGUCAUCUGACAAUCGAGCAGGGAAAAUCAUGCAAAGAGUAGUCUUACAUUAAUUAUUAUAAUGGAGCAUAAAAAGCGAAGACAUUUUUUGGUCUAGAUGAAAGAAUUAGCAUUAUUGUGUGAAACAUUGAACAUCAUUUGGACAGCCCUACUUAAGGCUCUGUACAUUCAUACGAAAGGUCCUAAGUUUAAAUCAGGUCUGAUUAAUGGCUAGCCUGUAGAGCAGACAUAUACUGUGGUAAAGCACUCGUUAACUUCUCUCUUUCCCUCCCUCCCUGUGUGUAUGGUAUCCAUCUCUGAUUUUGACAGGAGUUGAAGGUUGUGGAUAGAGUUGAAAUAGCGAUUUGUAGUGGGGGUAGGGGGUAGGGGAUAUGAUGCUUCUAUGUUUGACUUAUCCCCUACUUAAAAUAACCCCAGUUGGUGUGGUAAUAUAUGAAAACUGAACCACGUACACAGUUUAUGUUCAGUACAAAGGCUGGGGCGAUUGUAUGGGAGGGGGUUUGCAGGGGGGAUGUAGCUUCCACCACCUUCCCUUACCUUCAUCAUUCAUUGGAGUGCUGCCUUUUCUUCUCUUGCACCCUUGUCACAGUUUCUUACAUUGAUGGUACAGGUUUUGUGAGAACUCUUUGUUACGUCUAUUAAAGCUCUUUUCUGCUCUUUUCACUUAUGCAACAAGAUUGCAGCAACAGAAGAUAAGAAAAGUGCACCGUCAGAACAAGACGAGGAGGACACGACAGAAGAAGACCAAGAGCAGGAGGAGGAGAUCUCAGACGCUGACGAAGACUUUGACCCAGAAGACGAGGAAGAUAGCCCACCUCAAAGAAAGAAGAGGAAGCUUCCAGCAGCGGCUCUGCAGCCAGGGCAGCAGCAACAGCAGCAGCAGCAGCCAAGGAGGAGGGGCCGACCACCCGCGAGUAAAGGAGCAGUUACAGAUUCCCAAAAAGUAGUGGAAAAAAUCGAGAGAAGAAGGAAAAAAAGUGAGCAGGAACAGGAACAACUGGAAAAAGAUAUUCAGGUGGUUAAAACAAAUAACAAACUUAAUGACAUGUGUCAUGUUAACUGUUGUAUGCUUGUAAAUCUCUUGGCAAUGAAGAUUAACCAGCACAUUGCACAAGGCGAAACUAGGAGGUUGGUUGCAUUGAUGAUUAUAGAGUAGCUGUUCAAAUGUAUGUGUAAAAGACAUAACUGCAGCUACGUGAAAUUCAAAAAUGACAUGCAGUGCAGAUAUGGACUUGUACCUUAGCAGUACGAAAAAUGACACAGCAUGACUGGUUUCUAGUUAAUUUAAUAUUUUUUCUUCGGUAAGAAUGUUUCAUAUAAAACCAAAUGAGAAAACUGGGCUUGAGGUUUGUUAAUAGUAUUACAUGCUAUUUGAGGUAGGGGUCUACUCGAACCGCUUUUGUUUUCUUUAGGAGAGAAAGGAACUGGAACAACGUGUGGACGAAGAAAUGCAAAAGCAAGAAUCAAUAAUAAGCGUAGUUGGUGGUGAAUCAAGAGCGAAAAGGCGCUGUGUUAUCAGGCGUGAGCAAAUGAGCAAGAAAAAAGAAUGGUGGGAAGAAGAGGAGCUUGGGUUCGAGUCAGAUGAAGACAAUGAAAGAGAUAUAGGUACAAAUAUCACAUCUCAACAACUUGUUCGUUGCAACUGGGGCCCUUUUCUUGAAAGGCCCGGAAACUUUUCAGGCCCAAAGGCAAAUUUUAAAAUCAAAACCUGUUGAAUAGAAGCACAGUUUCUAGCUCACGAACCAGUCAAUUUUGCUUCGUUAACUAAUAGUUUUAUUCUCUCAUUUUCAAUAUUAUUGAAACUUUGAUCUUGAAUGCAAACACGGCAUACAUAAAACAGCUUUCCGGGUCCGAAAGUGACCGGGACUUUCGAGAAACGGAUCCCUGCUCGUAAGGUGUCACCAAUUAUUUCCAUUGUUUUACGGUUAGAGUAGCAGACCAAUUGGCUUUUGAAAUGGUAAUUUUCUUUGUUUGUGUUGUCCCGGUGUGUAUCACGUGACUGAUCAACAGCAAAAGGUUAAUGACUAUCGGCCAAUGAGAAUAGAGACAAUAAAAUCCCACAAUUGUGUAGAUAUACACUAUCUGAUUGUACUAUUGAUGUGUGUACAUAUUCAUAUUUAUGAAUAUCCUUAUUUACCGCUCUGAGAGACCCUGACAGUGUUUUUUUUUCUUUAUUUUAAGAUUCAGAUAACUCAGAUGGACCCAGACGUCGAAAGAAACUAAAAUUUCCAAAGCCAGCUGAAAUGCCUGAGCCACCCAAUAGGAUUUACGUGUUUUCAACGGGUCUUGCCAACCGAGCAGCGGAGGCUGUGCAAAUUGGUAGAGUGGAAAGUAUCACUUCGUUUCACAGGGCGCAGCCAUCCAGCUCGCCAUUUCUUAAAGUUGAACAAACGAACGUUUUUGGCAAACAAAAGCCUUUCUACCCACAGCAGUACUCUAUGAGGAGUUCUGUUGGUCGUAUGGGGGGACAAAUGGCAAGUUUCUCAUCAGGGAUGACAGGUGGUAUGCAGUCAAAUGCUGUCAGGCCUGGUUACGGAACUUCUCAGUGGGAUCAGAUGCAGGCUCAACAGUCCAUGUACAAAGACAGGCAGCGGCAGACACAGUCGCAAGCUAUGGAAGACAUUCAUCAGCUCUUGUUUGGAAACCCGCACAGCAGCAACAGUCAGGCUACAUCAGGAGUGAAUGGAAUGUACUCUAGAAGUGGUUAUAACCAGCAGGGAGGGGUGGGAGUGGAACAGUCUGGUUCUUUCACUGGAUAUCCUCGAAGUGGGGCUCCCCAACAAUCAGCACCUUAUAUGGAAAGACGGACGUCUGACAUGCGCGGCCAGACUACACAGCAGUCGCAUUUUCCCGCUUUCAGUCAACAGGCAAGUCAACAGCAGCAAGGAUACUUUCACAGACCGAGACAUCUUGGAGGCCAUCCGGCCCAAGGAAAUUCAAAUUCACCGUCUUCGGAUCCCUUAGGGGCUGGAGUGCGCUCCCCACCGCCUCCCUACCCUGGCGCUCGACCACCCGACUCGAGACAUACAAAGAACAGUCCCGUACCAUCGCCAACAAAUACAGGAUCACCACACACUCCACAAACGCCACUAACACCACAAACACCACGAUUCCCUGGCCCGUCACCCAGCGAACCUAGUAAACCAACAUUCUCGCCUUCACAUCCACAAGGAAGCAUGGGUGGUCCGUCGAUGGCCAACUACCCUGUGCAAGGAGCACAGGCUGGGCAGCCUGGGCUUAAAGCUGAAGAAAGACCUAUUAACUCUCAACCUCGUCCCGGGUUUAUAGACCUAUCUAGCAAAACACUGUCACAUGGGAUACAAAAUCCAUAUUCAUCAGUGAUGGGCAAUUACAAUCAAGCUCAUUCGCCUUUAGAUCGUAGACCAGAGGAAAACAAAUCGCCGGCAUUUGGAACACAUAAUAAUCACGAAAGUCCGCUGCAUUCGCCUACCGACCGUUCACCAGCUUCUCAUUUCGCCGCCGCUUGUGGACCACCCAACAAGAGUCCAUUCAUGCGGCCGCCAGGUGGUCAACCCAACCUUAAUAACAGUACAGUAUUUGCCACAACAGGUUCUACUAUACAAGUACCAAAGUCGUUCUCGGUAGAGAGCUUGACCGCACCCAGCCAGCCACACUUGGACAGGAGUAGCAUUCCACCUUCACAGUUAUCUGAACAGCCAAUGCCUCAGUACAGCAGUCUUUAUUUUCCUUCAAAUAAAUACCCUCCCGUGUUUGGACAGCCACAAUACCAGUAUCCUGGUCACAUGCAACACCCUGGAGCGUUUUACAACUCUCAACUGACGCCCAAUAUGUACCUGGGAAGGGCUUCGCUUCCUGUGUACCCCCCAACCAGGGACGCUGGUCUUUAGUCCAAGGCGUGGUUAAGUCAGCUAAUUCUUCGCUGGUGAAACAGUGGUAAUUAUCAUAAUAUAAAAAAGCUGCCCUUUGCGGGUUUCUAACGACAAGAGCAAUCCAAGAUAGAGAUUGGAUAUUACAGCUCAACGUUGGAGAAAAUAAUUGUUCGAUAAACUGAGAUAUCCGCGAAUAGUUUGGAUUACCAUUUUGACCAAGGCAGACAAUACAGUAGAAUACAUUAAUCUGACAUUACAGAGCAUAUACAAGGAUCGUUGACAAUAAAAUACGUGUCUCGCAAGGAAGGUAGUUAUUGGUGAUGAGCAAAUUUUGAAGGUUUUCCUGUGCAUCUUUCUUCCCAUACGACUGACUUUGCAGAGUCUCCGCGGCAUCACGACAGAGAAAACUGAGUAAGCCACUUCCUAGCACGUAAAACUGUCAUGUAAACAACUUGUGCAUGUUUAUUGAGUUGUAACUCAUGUUGUGUUACCAUACAGCGAGUAUAGCAACCCAAUAACAGCUUGUAGUAGUAAAGUGGUUGUCUACCACAGUUACCAUAAUCAUGUUCAUCAAACCCGGACCAGUAGCUCAGUAUCUGCAAGGAGCAGCUAUAACGUACCGCACCAGCAUUCGGUCACUCCCUCUGUAAAGAGGGAAUGCAAGUUAAGUUGUCCUUUUAUAAAGCAGUAGUUAAAAGUAUAGAUUGAGUUAUGAACUAAACUGACCAGGCUGCGACCUCUUCCUCAUUUUUGACGUACACGAGCAAAAAAGGAAGAACAAGAGUAGCACUUUUAUUCAACACUCCACGGGAAACUUCGAAAAAGGAAGAGAUCGCAGUCUUUUGCCUAAAUCAGUUUUAUAAAUUUUAUUUCAUUUUGUUGCGUUUUAUAACUGAUUCACAGUGCACUUUGCCAGUAGGAACGGUAAACCUUACAUGUUUAUAGUCAUUUAUUUUUAACGCCCAUUUCAGCGAGUGUUAUUAAAAAUUCGGUGAGCUGUAGAUCAUUCACAGAGGGGAAAGUAACUGCAAAAAGCAUGCAGGCGUCGUUGUGUGAUAUUUUCUGAGUAACACCUUUGCUUUGCCAUUCACUCCCGAAAUGUUUUUGGUGUGCUCGUCCCUUAAAGGAAAAUUAUAGAGUUGAUUCCUUUAAUCACGUUUCCAGAUAAAUUGCAGUGUAGUGAAUUCAGUUGAGCGUAUACAAAAACUCGCGCACUUUCUCCACCAAUCAAAGGUAAAAGGAAAACUAGGCGUUGGCCGAGUGCGGCAUCUUUUUUGAUUGGCAAAAGGGCUGCAACACUCUGUGGAAAAGAACCGACAUGUGAUACCGCCCUGAGUUGAACUCCUCGUGCUGUGGUGUUUCCUCUCUUUUUAUUUUUCUGUUAAAGUAACGAAAAAGAAGAAUAAGGAUCAUUCAUAAGUGUCUGCAGUUUAAAUGUAUGAAGAUUUUGUAAACAAUGUUGGAGGGUGUUUUCAUGUUCCUCGAUAAGCUAUUUCUGUUUUGGCAUGAAAAUGAACACCUUUUUAGGCCUUCUCCAGGACCUCUUACGGGUUCUGAACUAUAGAAUCUAUUCAGGCAGAUUGUGUUAACGAAGGGGUUCUUUUAACGCGCAAGUUCCUUUAGUAGAUAACUCUGUUAGCUGAAAACGCUACUCCUGAGAAUAAUUUAAAAACGUCAAGUAACAAGCUUUCACUCUCGGAAACUUCAGAGGCAGGAGAUGAUUACUAAAUCUUAGCAGUUUCGUUUUACGCGUAUUUUUCCGCGUAUGUUGUAGCUUUGAAGUGUGCCAAAAAACGUUCUUUAGAACAUCGGAAGCACUCAGACACCAACGGAAAUUUUAUGAUUUCCGUUGGUUUUCUCUUGUCUUUCAGGAUUCCGACCGUGAGCGUCCUUGUUAACGGGAUUAAAAUAUAUGAAUUAUGAUUAGAUUAGUUUAAAGUGUUAAAUGCUAGGCAGCCUCGUUUCCAGAUUUUCCAUAUGAUAGCUAUGAUCCUACACGACAUCAGUAUUUUGGCCGCGAGGGAAAUACUCUGGAAACGAGGCUGCAACGGUAGAUUACGUUUGUUUACCAUUUACAAAUAGUUCCAGAAAGUCCGAUUGGAAAGUAAAUUUAAGACGACUUUCUGGGUCGUUCCAGCGGAAAAUUUCCAGAAACAACGGAAGAUCAGAAAAGGUAGUCCUGUAUUUCCAGACGGACUGUUCCAAACGUAACCGUCUUUGAUACCAGUCUCAAGCCUUCGCGGCCGUUUUACGAUAACUGAAACUGAUUUGCAGAUAUGGUAAACGUGAUUCCCGGACGAAAUUUUGCUUACCAUUCGCCCAAAUCGUGUUUGUCCAUGUAAAUGGUAAACAACCCGACUUCGACUGUUUGGUCAAAUAUUGUAGUGUUUUAUCCUUGGCAAACGAUGUUUGCAAACUAAGCAAAUGAAUGAAAUAACCACGCAUGCGAUCCCUCGUUCUUACAAUCCAGAAUUUGACCUAGUUACCACAUUAUUCUCUAUUUCCAUAAAAUGUUACAAGAUUUUAUAACUUCAAAGUAAUGAUUGUUGUCCCACGUGAAUCACACUCGCAUUAGAGUAACGGUCUUGGGUUUUAUCAUAACGGAGUAAAAUUCCUAAAGUUUAUAAUGUGUCUCUUUAUCAAAGUGUUUUUU